Molecule: messenger RNA, 558 nt
Organism: Drosophila busckii
Lineage: Eukaryota; Metazoa; Arthropoda; Insecta; Diptera; Drosophilidae
Gene: Chrac-14
Product: DNA polymerase epsilon subunit 3
Exons: 1
Coding region: 69-470 (133 amino acids)
Biological process (GO): heterochromatin formation; DNA damage response; leading strand elongation
Cellular component (GO): epsilon DNA polymerase complex; CHRAC
Molecular function (GO): protein heterodimerization activity; chromatin DNA binding
Source: RefSeq, a predicted model, not a curated record
UGACCGCGUUUGGUAGCCUCACAAUUUAGGUACAUUUAAUAUCCAAAAGUAUAUAAAAACAAACUAAAAUGGUGGAACGCAUUGAAGACUUAAAUCUUCCUAACGCUGUAAUUGCACGUCUUAUAAAAGAAGCCUUGCCGGAAGGCUCUAAUGUAAGCAAGGAGGCGCGUGCCGCUAUAGCAAAAGCCGCGUCCGUGUUUGCCAUUUUUGUAACUUCAUCUUCGACGGCAUUGGCACAUAAACAAAACCACAAAACUAUUACUGCGAAAGAUAUACUGCAAACACUUAACGAUUUGGAUUUCGAGAGCUUUGUACCUUUGCUGUCCCAGGAUCUGGAGGUAUAUCGUAAGAUGAUCAAAGACAAAAAGGAGAGUAAGGCGAAUAGCAAAAAGGACGCAAGUACAGGAGACGCCGCUACCAGCAGCAGUAACACAUUUGCGGAUGCUAUUGAAAUGGUUACAGAAGCAUAAGCCUACAUACAUAUAUAAUAUAUACAUAUGUAGGAUAUCAAUAGGAUCCUAAAUAAAAAUAUGUGUGUUUGGAUCUUACAUUUAGUUA